UUUAGUUUAAUAUUUAUUAGCGCAGCGCAAAAAUUACAAACAAAACAAUUGCAAACAGAAUUAAGAGUGCAAGUGUCUCAGUUAAAAAUAAAACAAAUAGUAAAAGCAACAAAAAUUGAAAUUGAAAAACAAAAAACGUAUAAACAAUGUGUUUGAGCUUUGGCUGGUAUCUGCUGUCAUUUGCUGCGGCGUUGGUGUCUGCCUCUUGGGGCGAAGCUGGCCAAAGCCAGUACCAUAUACAAACGGAUGAGGGACCCGAAAGAUAUUUCCGCUUUCAAACCGACAAUGGGCAAUUUCGUAAGGAGAAACGUUUGCAGGAUGGCACAGUGAUAGGCACUGAGGCUUGGAUUGAUGCUGCGGGUUUCCUGCGGCAAAAGGAUUACAUUGCUGAUAAGGAAGGCUAUCGCAUAUUGAAGUCGAAAACUAUAUAUGUCGGCACCAACAGAGGCAUUGAGGACGCCAUCAAGUCCACCAAAUCCGCACCAGCUCAAUCGGGCGUGUUGGUCGAUGGCAACGCUGGUGGCAAUAGCGUGGCUGGCGGUUACCGCAAGCACAGUUAUGUUAGCAGCAGCACCACAGCACCACCACCACCAGCGCUCUAUGAGCCACACAAGCUGGCAACUGUUCGACUUGGCAGCGGUGUGGGCAAACUCAACUAUUUGCCACCGGAGCAGGCAGCCAAGCUGGAGCCAAGCAAUCAGCUGGGCUUUGAUCAUUAUCCGGACGAGCUGCCACGUGCGCGGCAGCAGCUGCAACGUGGACAGCUGACGCCACUGGUGCAUAUACAACCGAAUGCAGAGCCCAUAGAUGAUCUGAAUGCUAUAUACGAUGCGGAAGCGGAUCAUGCCUAUGGCAGCUUUGGCUCAACAACGCCCAGCACGCCCAUUUAUAUUGCGCCUGAGCUUUCCAUGCUGCCGCCUGUGCCGCAGCGACGUCGCCAGCGUCCACGUCCUACAGCCAUUGGCAUUAUCUCGAGCACGCCGUCGCCCAUAGCAGCGCAGCAAAGCUUUGGCUACUCCACGCCAGCGCCUUUUGCAGCGCCAGGCUAUGCCACGCCCCUAAGUGGCAGCAGUGGCAGCAGUGGCAGCGGCUAUGACUACUAUACGCCCAAUUCGCCGCUUGAAGUGAAUGCUUUGGAUGCUGCGCUGCUGCCGCCGCUGCCAGCGCGCGCCUAUCGCCGUCGGCUGCGUCCGCUGCACAGCAACAAUCUGGACGCCACGGAUUACGGUGGCAAUGGCUAUCGCUAUGUGCUGCCCAAGCAAUACCACGAGGAGGCGCAAGUGGGCGACAAGCGCGCCGGCAGCUACGGCUAUGUCGAUCCGUUUGGCAUACGCCGUGUGGUUUACUACAACGCCGCGCCAGGACGCGGCUUUGUGCAUCGCAAUAAUAAUCAAUUUGUUGGCGCCAAUGGUGCGCCCUACGAUGAUCCUGGACCAGCGCAGUUGGUUAAUGAGUAGAGUACGCGUGCUUAAUUUAAACACUGCCUUAGUUAUCCCCCCUGCCCCCCCCUACCCACACACAUGGCACCAAAACUAACCGCAAUGCCUCAAUUACAUUUUUUUCUUGUUGCAUUAGGGGCACACACGCUAGUGACUACCCCUAAGCUGUAUAUAACCACGAUUUUUAUUUGCAUAACAAAGCGAAACAACAGCGCAUACGAAAACGAAUAUCUGUGUUAAUUAAUUUAAUACUUGUAUUAUGUCUAAUUUAAUUUAUAAUCUAACCAUAAAUUGUGCAAUCAGCGCGUUUAGCUUUAGCUUUAGAUACAAGGCGAGCGCAGUGUAGACUGCAAGCUUUGGAGAGUGUGUAGAGUUUGUAGAGCAGAAUUUCGAAAGCUUAACUUUUUUUCAGUUUUUAUUUGACUUUCUUUAAUUGGAAUAUUUUUAUUUAACGAAAUUCUGUUCAAGCUGCUGCGCAUAGCUUUGUUUAAUUUAAAAUUAGUAUAGUAAUGAUCGUUUCAUGUAUUAAUCUUGCCAUAUUAACAGAACGUAAAUAAUGACUUAACACACCCACACACAUCGGAACACACACCCAGAAACACACACACACACACACCAACGCUUAGUUUAAAUUAUAUAAUGAGUAAUUUCUUUGCCAAUAGUUGUUCAUUAAGCGCACAAAACAAAAAGUUUAAACAAAAAUAUCAAAAGUUCAAUGAGCACCCGUUGCCAAGAAAUGCUCGAAAACUUAAAUUUAAAG
Messenger RNA from Drosophila busckii, 2199 nucleotides. RefSeq lists its product as uncharacterized. NCBI's taxonomy places the organism in Eukaryota, Metazoa, Arthropoda, Insecta, Diptera, Drosophilidae. Gene Ontology annotation, molecular function: structural constituent of chitin-based larval cuticle. Gene Ontology annotation, cellular component: chitin-based extracellular matrix. The record is from RefSeq and is a predicted model, not a curated record.